This is a messenger RNA of Sinocyclocheilus grahami, 2517 nucleotides long. Its product is annotated as aspartoacylase-like. Lineage: Eukaryota; Metazoa; Chordata; Actinopteri; Cypriniformes; Cyprinidae. The record is from RefSeq and is a predicted model, not a curated record. Gene Ontology annotation, cellular component: cytosol. Bases 158 to 1105 code for a protein of 315 amino acids. The transcript is spliced from 6 exons. Gene Ontology annotation, molecular function: hydrolase activity, acting on ester bonds; hydrolase activity, acting on carbon-nitrogen (but not peptide) bonds, in linear amides.
UAGAUGACACACAAACGCAGUAAUGCCCUGGGCUUAGCCUUUAAAUAAGCAUUAUAUAACAGCAGUCACAUCGCACCGGCGACUAGAGGAAACCGCAGUUGUGUGGAAACUUUGCGCUCUCGUCUUUCGAAAACCGCGCGUCCGUGUCGAUCUCGCUAUGAGUUCGCGAACUAAUGUUUCUUGUUUACACGAAGCCAAACGGGUGGCUAUUUUUGGAGGCACACAUGGAAAUGAGAUGUCUGGCAUAACGCUGGUAAAUAUGUGGAAACAGAAUUCAGCCGAAAUAGAGAGAAACGGACUGCUGAUCAAGCCGUUCAUAAGCAACCCUAAAGCGGUGAAGAAAUGUACCAGGUACAUCGACACGGAUCUGAACAGAGCCUUUACGCCCGAGAACCUCAGUGCUCCAGAUGUUGAAGGGCUGCUAUAUGAAGUCCAGAGGGCCAAGGAAAUAAAUCGGAUGUUCGGACCCAAAGGAAGCUCGGAUGCAUAUGAUGUUAUCUUUGACCUUCACAACACCACCUCAAACAUGGGCUCCACCCUCAUCCUGGAAAGCUCAACAGACCUCUUCAACCUUCAGAUGGUGCAUUAUAUUAAAAAAGCUAUGGCUCCCCAUACCUGUUCAGUACUCUUAAAUGAACACCCACAGCUGAAGUAUUCAACCACACGCUCUGUGGCCAAACACCCUAUUGGUCUUGAGGUGGGCCCUCAGCCGCAGGGUGUUUUGAGGAGCAAUGUAUUCGAGUCCAUGAGGACGAUACUGAAGCAUGCGCUGGACUUCAUCGAGUUCUUCAAUAGUGGUGUAGAGUUUCCUCCAUGUACAGUAGAUGUAUUCAGAGUCCAGGAGAGAAUGGACUACCCCAGAGACACCAACGGCAACAUCACAGCUAUGGUGCAUCCUCAUCUACAGGACUGUGACUGGGAGCCUUUGAACCGGGGUGACCCUAUGUUCCUAACGUUUGAUGGGAGAACAAUCCUUUAUGAAGGUGCCAACACAGUGUACCCCACGUUUAUUAAUGAGGCUGCAUAUUAUGAAAAACAGCAGGCUUUCACAACCACUUGUAGAGAAAUACUAUCUGCUAAUGCUAUCAGAAAAGCAUUCAAGUAGUUUUCUCUUAAAAGUCACUAUGACACUCAGAUAGUUGACAUGACAUCUUUGUUAUCUACUGUACUUUAACUAAAUGUCAGCUUCAACAUUUUUCUAAUUCUGGAAUAAAUAUAAUGGAGUUUUAUGACCUUUAUUUAAAAAAAAAAAAAAAAAAAAAAGGUAACACCACACGACCAUUUAGUUAAAAAGGAAAAAAAAGCCAAAAGUUUAAUAAAAUUGUCUUUAAAGAGACGGUAACAAGUCACAUAUAAAAUAUAAAUUAUAUAUAACAUAUAUAUCUAUAUAUACCAUAUAUAACACUACCACUGAAUGAAUUCAAAUAAGUUGUGUUUUGUACUGAAAAUGUUUAAUGAAAUCCAUGUUAUGUAAUGAAGAAUUUAUACUCUUAGAUUUUUUAGAUAUUUUAUACAGUAGGUAGGUCUACCUCUAGUGUAUGUCUGCACAGUUCAGAUCCUGAUGUAGUGUAUGUGAAAUGCACAAGCUCAGGAACAGUCUUCACUGCCCUCUAGCCUCUGAUUUAACACACUGUUGACUCAAAUACUGACCUGAAACAGCCUUAAAACAACCACAAAAUAACCUCUCAGCACUGUGCUUAUACGUCAUGCAUCAUGGGAUAUUAAUCAUCUGUCAAAACUCUCUGUAUUUUGCUGUUUGUGAUGCAAAAGUGUUGUUGUCUAAGUCUUGGAGUUCCUGACUUCAUCCUCAUUCAGUGGUGCAACCCAAGUAUUGCCUUAAUUGAACAAAUAGAAAAUAUUUUUUGUCUGAUAGAAAGAGUUAAGAGCUCUUACAGUAGGAAGAUAAAGUAAUAUUCAAUAGGAUUUGGUAUACUAUAUGGUGGACUUUAUAGAUUGAUGGAUAAGCUCAGCAGGCACUGAAAAGCUUUGGCAAAACUGAUUUUAGAGAAAUAUGUGUGCUUUUUCCACUGUGAUUUUGUUUUGUGAUGUAUAUGGCUUGUGUAAAUUGUCGAAAGGCCCAUUAUUGUGAGUUAUUUUUUGAAAUAGUGUUAUGUUUUAAAAUAUCAUAUCUAUCUAUGCAAGGAAUAAUAUAUUCACUUUAUGUGAACAGAUGUUUUUAAUUUGUUCCAAAUUGAAGAAGAAUCUUGAUGAUUUUUAAUACAUUUACCAAUUAUUCCACACAGUUGAUUACAGUGUUGUAUGAUGUCGUUAAGGUCCAGGUGGUAUUUAGUAUUGCUUGAUAAUGUUCAGUGUUGUCAAAAUGUGGAAUAUGAUGUAUUUUAACAUAAUAGGCAUUGUCACAAUGUAUUUGUUUUACAUGAAGUCUUGUCAGUCUUAAUGAGAUGAAUUAAUGUGGAGUAAAUAAUUUCAUAAUAUAAAUGUAUUAUGUAAACCAUUUACAUAAAGCCACAAGAGAUUUCUAUUUUGUCUCACACAGAUCUUUUCAAAACGAAUAAU